AUGUUUAAUCUCGUGUGGCCUGUGCUUGCUUUGGUCACGAUAGGUACGGUUACAUCUCAGAAUUCAGGACCCAUCUACCCAAUUGACGGAUUAAGAAACAGUAACUCAGAUGAUGGAAGUUCUCCUGAAAUUCCACUACAACGACGGUUUCCGUAUUUUGGACAUUCAUAUGAUCGGAUUUAUGUAAACAAUAAUGGACAUCUGACCUUUGACACACCUUGGAGUAGUUACGUACCUCAAAGAUUUCCACUGUAUGGAUCCAGGGACAUCAUUGCUCCAUUCUGGACUGAUUUGGACAACAGUUUGAGUGGUCAGGUCUACUACAAUCAAUACACCAGGGGCAGCAUCCUCCAACAAGCCACGCAAGACAUUCGUCGUUACUUCCCACGAUUGAGCUUCAGUGCUGAAUGGGUGUUAGUUGCAACAUGGAACGAGGUGGCCUACUAUCCCAACUCUGGAACCCAAACAACGUUUCAAGCAGUCUUGAUCUCCGGCGGCCCGUACUCAUUUGUGCUGAUGAAUUAUGGGAUAAUAGCCCCAACAAAUUACAAUAUACAGGCUGGCUAUGACACAGUGGACUCCACUCAACAUUUUACCAUUCCCGGAUCUUUAUCUACCGCGGCAUCAGGGAGUAACUCAAAUUUCCGCCUGAGCAGCAAUGUCAAUGUACCCGGUCGUUGGGCUUUCCGGACCGAUUAUGGAUCAAGAGGCUGUGUAUACAGUGGUGAAUCAGUGCAGCUGGGUGACUCAUUCUGGAGUGACCGUACAUGUGCACAGAAGUGCACCUGCACCUCAGCAGGCCUGCAGUGUCACAGCGAAAGCUGCUCCUUUUCCCAAAUCUGUCAACCCGCUGCCUUUAAAUUCUCCUGCCAGACCGUGCAGAGAGGCUCCUGCAGCAUAAGUGGUGAUCCACAUUACUAUACCUUUGAUCAAAAAGUCUUUCACUUCCAAGGCACCUGCACUUAUGUUCUCUCUGAGCAAUGUGGUCGUGGGUUGCCCUACUUUAGAGUAGAGGGCAAGAAUGAGCAUCGGGGCAGCACCCAGUAUUCCUGGACACGACUGGUGAAAGUGUUCGUCUAUAAUAAAACCAUUGAGCUUGUCAAGGGACGACGAGGUGCAGUUAAGGUUAAUGGCAUCUUUGCAGACACUCCUUUCUAUCUCAACAAUGGCACGGUACAGGUUUAUCAGUCCGGUUUUUCUGUGAUCGUCAGCACUGACUUCGGCUUGCAGGUGUCUUAUGACACAAAUAAUUAUGUGAAGAUCAGUGUGCCCUACACCUACCAGAAUGCAACAUGUGGCCUGUGUGGAAACUUCAACAAUAAUGGCAGGGAUGACUUCAUAACCAGACAAGGAGAAAUUGUAAGCUCUGGUGUGGUUUUUGCCAACAGUUGGCAAGUAUCAGGAGGCGAUGAGCCUGGCUGUGAGGGGCAGUGUGAAGGUCUCAGCUGUGCUACCUGUACUGAGGCUCAAACUGCUUUAUACAGCAACAGUGCCCAUUGUGGUAUCCUCCAAAAUAGCUCUGGACCUUUUGCUGCUUGCCACGACACACUUUCCCCACAGAGCUUUGUGCAAAGCUGUGCGUUUGAUUUGUGUGUAGGAGAAGGAUAUCAACCCAUUCUUUGCCAAGCUCUGAAUGUGUACGCAAGACAGUGUCAACAGAAUGGUAUACAGCUGCCAAGCUGGAGGAGACAAGACUUUUGUGAGAUCCAAUGCCCUGCCAACAGCCACUAUGAGCGCCAAGGCACCGCAUGUCCAGCUUCCUGUGUCAACCCAAAUUCAACCCAAGGGUGUCCUCUUCCUGACCAAGAGAGCUGCCUCUGCAAUUCAGGCUACAUCCUCAGUGCUGGUCUCUGCAUCCCUCAUGCUGAGUGUGGCUGCAGCUUUGAGGGUAGCUACUACCGCUCGGGAGUAACUGUGAUGCUAGAUGAGGACUGUGGGAGACGUUGUAGCUGCAGUAAUGGAUCCAUGACUUGCCGCCCCCAUGGUUGUGGCCCUCUUCAAUCAUGCAGUGUGGAUGAGGGAGAAAGAGGAUGUAGACCCAACAGCUAUGGCACAUGCUGGAUGAAAGGUCCAGGGUCAUAUUACACGUUUGAUGGAUUGACCUACCUGUAUCCCGGGGCGUGUCGAUUGACCCUUGCCAAAGUAAUGGGAUUGUCUAGUUACCCACAUUUUGUGGUGACAGCAGAGAAACUGCCUGUAGGCCAGCAGGGGUUUUCUAGAGUGCUAAAGUUUGAGGCUGGGGGAAUACAGGUGUCCAUUGAGAUGGCAGGUAGCAGCAGAAUAUUGGUUGAUGGACAGCAGAUAAGAUUACCAUUUAGCUCGGCAUCCAACCACAUCCAAAUCUACCACAGCAGCCUUCACAGCAUCAUCCUUCGCACGUCCUUUGGUGUAACUAUACAGACCGUUUGGCCUCACUUUGUGCGUGUCACCGCACCCGGCAUCUACAACGGUUCAUUGGGUGGACUCUGUGGAAACUACAAUGGACAGCCUAAUGACGACUUCCGCACACCCAAUGGCAUUCUGGUUAACAGCUCUCAGGACUUUGGGGACAGUUGGCGGGACGGCUCUCUCUCUGCAGAGUGUGUGGAGAGAGUAAAUCGUAACUCCACAACCAAUUACAAUUCUAGUGAGUACUGUGGCAUUCUUGGUUCCCCACAUGGGCCGUUUGCCCAGUGCUGGGCCAUGGGGAGCUCCCAGCAGCAUGUGGAUGCCUGUGGGGAGAUCAUUAGAGCCUCUAGAGAUCCAGUCCAAGCACUAUGUGAGGUCCUACGAGAUUACGCACUAAUGUGUCAACAGAAGGGUAUUGCCCUUGGACAUUGGAGAAAUGCAACUCACUGUGAGCAAAACUGCCCCCAAAACAGCCACCCAGAAGACUGUGGAAGCACCUGUCCUUCCGCCUGCCCCAGCCUCUCUUUCCCUUUCGUCUGUGACACCGUGUGCCAGGAUGGGUGUCAGUGUGAUGAUGGCUUUGUCCUCGACGGAAACCAGUGUGUGCGACCCACAGCGUGCGGAUGCUAUCACCAAGGACGCUAUCGGCAGGGAGGCGAGCAGUUCUGGGAUGGGGAAGAGUGUCAGAGUUUGUGUACCUGUACAGGCACAACUGGAAUGGUCCACUGUAUCCCCAACGCCUGUGGUCCCCAAGAGUCCUGCCGUGUGAUGGAGGGUGAGUUUGGCUGCCAUCCUGACCCUCAUGGCACAUGUUCUGCCUCUGGUGACCCCCACUACCUCACCUUUGAUCGCAAGGCCUACGACUUCCAGGGAACCUGCCGCUAUGUGUUGGCGACUCUCUGCAAUGACACUGAUGGGCUUCACCAAUUUUCUGUGGAAGCUAAGAAUGAGCCAGUCAACGGCUGGCCAGUGUCAGUAACAGCAGAAGUUUUUGUUAAUGUGGCAGGCUAUCGUGUGCAUAUGUCGAGGGAGAGUCAUGGUGUGGUACAGGUGAACGGAGUAACUAAAAACGUACCUAUCCUCCUGAAUGGAAGUCUUUCUAUUCGCGCUAGUGGAUUUCACACAUACGUCAGUGCUGAUUUUGGCCUGAGUGUCAUGUACGAUGGAUGGUAUACAGUGUCUGUUUCUGUACCUUCAAUAUACAGAGGAAAAACAUGUGGACUUUGUGGUAACUUCAAUGGAAAUCCCAAUGAUGACUUCCACACCCACUCUGGAAUCAUGGUUACCUCUCCACAAGAGUUUGGAACCGCCUGGAAAGUUGCAGGCAACUACAUCUGCAGCGAUGGGUGUGGCUCCUCCUGUCCACAAUGCACCAACGAGCUACCUGCCAGAGCCCGAUGUGACGUGAUUCAGGCAUCUGAUGGACCCUUAAGCUUCUGUCAUGAGCUGGUGAACCCAGCGCCAUAUUUCAGUGACUGUGUGUUUGAUGUUUGUGUGUCGGGAAGUGAAGAUCUUCUGUGCAGAGCCAUUCAGUCAUACGUCAGUGCCUGUCAGUCCGCCAAUGUUCGCAUCCACCCUUGGAGACAGAACACCACCUGCAGACUCGACUGUCCCGCAAACAGCCAUUACGAGCUGUGUGGCACUGACUGUGGCCACAUCUGUGCCAGCAGUGUCGAUGCCACCUGUGAGCAGGUUUGCUCUGAGGGAUGUUUCUGUAAUGAAGGCUUUCUCCGGAGUGGGACAAGAUGUGUCCCAGUGGAAAGCUGUGGCUGUCUAUAUGACGGGUUCUACUAUAAUGCUGGUGAGUCCUUCUGGACAGAGCGUUGCUCCCAGCGAUGUGAAUGCCAUGCUCCCAAUGACCUUCGCUGUUCUGCGGCAUCUUGCACUCAUGCACAAGAGUGCACCAUCAGAAAUGGCCAGCUGGGAUGUUUUGACGAUAUGUCUACGUGCACUGUGUGGGGCGACCCACACUACAUCACCUUUGAUGGGGUACUGGCCCAUUUCCAGGGCACGUGCUCUUACAUCAUAACUGAAAGCUUGAACCACGGCAUCAAUGAAACACAGUUCCAGGUAGUAGCCACCAACAAUCAUCGUGGCAGCAAACGUGUGUCGUUUGUGUCAGAAGUGGAUGUUUACCUAUCACAUCAAUCAGAGGAUGUGCAUGUAUGGAUUGGACCCAAUAAAAGAGUAAAGGUAAAUGGAGGUGAGGUGUCUCUUCCUACCGCUGUUGGAACUUUAGCUCAGCUAGUAAGACAAGGAAGUUACAUCGUGCUUGAGGAUAUGGACUUGAAAGUUCACUUUGACGGUCAAAGCACCUUACUGGUCCGAGUGGGCCAGUACCGUCAAAAUCGAGUCAGAGGCAUGUGUGGAAACUUCAACAGGGAUCCUUCCGAUGACAAAGUUUUGUCCAAUGGCACAUUGGCACAGAAUGACGAUCAGUUUGGACACAGCUGGACGUCAUCCACAAGCCAACCAGGAUGCGGAUCCACUGAUGAAGACAGUGGGGACGGAUUGAGCAAUUGUCUUUUUCUGAGAGAAUACUCAGAGCUCUGUAGUGUCAUCACCAACAGUAGCGGUCCCUUCGGUGCCUGUCACGUGCACUCUGAUCCACAGCCAUUUUUCAGUUCCUGCGUCUAUGACCUCUGCCUUUAUACUCCAGCCAAUGGCAUCCUGUGUUCUGCAGUCUCCGCCUACGAGAGCACCUGCUCUGUUUUGGGGUUAAGUGUCCCUGAAUGGCGCUCUGCUGCGCUGUGUGAUAAAUCACUCCAGCUGGGUGACUCAUUCUGGAGUGACCGUACCUGUACACAGAAGUGCACCUACACCUCAGCAGGCCUGCAGUGUCACAGCGAAAGCUGCUCCUUUUCCCAAAUCUGUCAACCCGCUGCCUUUAAAUUCUCCUGCCAGACCGUGCAGAGAGGCUCCUGCAGCAUAAGUGGUGAUCCACAUUACUAUACCUUUGAUCAAAAAGUCUUCCACUUCCAAGGCACCUGCACUUAUGUUCUCUCUGAGCAAUGUGGUCGUGGGUUGCCCUACUUUAGAGUAGAGGGCAAGAAUGAGCAUCGGGGCAGCACCCAGUAUUCCUGGACACGACUGGUGAAAGUGUUCGUCUAUAAUAAAACCAUUGAGCUUGUCAAGGGACGACGAGGUGCAGUUAAGGUUAAUGGCAUCUUUGCAGACACUCCUUUCUAUCUCAACAAUGGCACGGUACAGGUUUAUCAGUCCGGUUUUUCUGUGAUCGUCAGCACUGACUUCGGCUUGCAGGUGUCUUAUGACACAAAUCAUUAUGUGAAGAUCAGUGUGCCCUACACCUACCAGAAUGCAACAUGUGGCCUGUGUGGAAACUUCAACAAUAAUGGCAGGGAUGACUUCAUAACCAGACAAGGAGAAAUUGUAAGCUCUGGUGUGGUUUUUGCCAACAGUUGGCAAGUAUCAGGAGGCGAUGAGCCUGGCUGUGAGGGGCAGUGUGAAGGUCUGAGCUGUGCUACCUGUACUGAGGCUCAAACUGCUUUAUACAGCAACAGUGCCCAUUGUGGUAUCCUCCAAAAUAGCUCUGGACCUUUUGCUGCUUGCCACGACACACUUUCCCCACAGAGCUUUGUGCAAAGCUGUGCGUAUGAUUUGUGUGUAGGAGAAGGAUAUCAACCCAUUCUUUGCCAAGCUUUAAAUGUGUACGCAAGACAGUGUCAACAGAAUGGUAUACAGCUGCCAAGCUGGAGGAGACAAGACUUUUGUGAGAUCCAAUGCCCUGCCAACAGCCACUUUGAGCCCCAAGGCACCGCAUGUCCAGCUUCCUGUGUCAACCCAAAUUCUACCCAAAGCUGUCCUCUUCCUGACCAAGAGAGCUGCCUCUGCAAUUCAGGUUACAUCCUCAGUGCUGGUCUCUGCAUCCCUCAUGCUGAGUGUGGCUGCAGCUUUGAGGGUAGCUACUACCGCUCGGGAGUAACUGUAAUACUAGAUGAGGACUGUGGGAGACGUUGUAGCUGCAGUAAUGGAUCCAUGACUUGCCGCCCCCAUGGUUGUGGCCCUCUUCAAUCAUGCGGUGUGGAUGAGGGAGAAAGAGGAUGCAGACCCAACAGCUAUGGCACAUGCUGGAUGAAAGGUCCAGGGUCAUAUUACACGUUUGAUGGAUUGACCUACCUGUAUCCCGGGGCGUGUCGAUUGACCCUUGCCAAAGUAAUGGGAUUGUCUAGUUACCCACAUUUUGUGGUGACAGCAGAGAAACUGCCUGUAGGCCAGCAGGGGUUUUCUAGAGUGCUAAAGUUUGAGGCUGGGGGAAUACAGGUGUCCAUUGAGAUGGCAGGUAGCAGCAGAAUAUUGGUUGAUGGACAGCAGAUAAGACUACCAUUCAGCUCGGCAUCCAACCACAUCCAAAUCUACCACAGCAGCCUUCACAGCAUCAUCCUUCGCACGUCCUUUGGUGUAACUAUACAGACCGUUUGGCCUCACUUUGUGCGUGUCACCGCACCCGGCAUCUACAACGGUUCAUUGGGUGGACUCUGUGGAAACUACAAUGGACAGCCUAAUGACGACUUCCGCACACCCAAUGGCAUUCUGGUUAACAGCUCUCAGGACUUUGGGGACAGUUGGCGGGACGGCUCCCUCUCUGCAGAGUGUGUGGAGAGAGUAAAUCGUAACUCCACAACCAAUUACAAUUCUAGUGAGUACUGUGGCAUUCUUGGUUCCCCACAUGGGCCGUUUGCCCAGUGCUGGGCCAUGGGGAGCUCCCAGCAGCAUGUGGAUGCCUGUGGGGAGAUCAUUAGAGCCUCUAGAGAUCCAGUCCAAGCACUAUGUGAGGUCCUACGAGAUUACGCACUAAUGUGUCAACAGAAUGGUAUUGCCCUUGGACAUUGGAGAAAUGCAACUCACUGUGAGCAAAACUGCCCCCAAAACAGCCACCCAGAAGACUGUGGAAGCACCUGUCCUUCCGCCUGCCCCAGCCUCUCUUUCCCUUUCGUCUGUGACACCGUGUGCCAGGAUGGGUGUCAGUGUGAUGAUGGCUUUGUCCUCGACGGAAACCAGUGUGUGCGACCCACAGGGUGCGGAUGCUAUCACCAAGGACGCUAUCGGCAGGGAGGCGAGCAGUUCUGGGAUGGGGAAGAGUGUCAGAGUUUGUGUACCUGUACAGGCACAACUGGAAUGGUCCACUGUAUCCCCAACGCCUGUGGUCCCCAAGAGUCCUGCCGUGUGGUGGAGGGUGAGUUUGGCUGCCAUCCUGACCCUCAUGGCACAUGUUCUGCCUCUGGUGACCCCCACUACCUCACCUUUGAUCGCAAGGCCUACGACUUCCAGGGAACCUGCCGCUAUGUGUUGGCGACUCUCUGCAAUGACACUGAUGGGCUUCACCAAUUUUCUGUGGAAGCUAAGAAUGAGCCAGUCAACGGCUGGCCAGUGUCAGUAACAGCAGAAGUUUUUGUUAAUGUGGCAGGCUAUCGUGUGCAUAUGUCGAGGGAGAGUCAUGGUGUGGUACAGGUGAACGGAGUAACUAAAAACGUACCUAUCCUCCUGAAUGGAAGUCUUUCUAUUCGCGCUAGUGGAUUUCACACAUACGUCAGUGCUGAUUUUGGCCUGAGUGUCAUGUACGAUGGAUGGUAUACAGUGUCUGUUUCUGUACCUUCAAUAUACAGAGGAAAAACAUGUGGACUUUGUGGUAACUUCAAUGGAAAUCCCAAUGAUGACUUCCACACCCACUCUGGAAUCAUGGUUACCUCUCCACAAGAGUUUGGAACCGCCUGGAAAGUUGCAGGCAACUACAUCUGCAGCGAUGGGUGUGGCUCCUCCUGUCCACAAUGCACCAACGAGCUACCUGCCAGAGCCCGAUGUGACGUGAUUCAGGCAUCUGAUGGACCCUUAAGCUUCUGUCAUGAGCUGGUGAACCCAGCGCCAUAUUUCAGUGACUGUGUGUUUGAUGUUUGUGUGUCGGGAAGUGAAGAUCUUCUGUGCAGAGCCAUUCAGUCAUACGUCAGUGCCUGUCAGUCCGCCAAUGUUCGCAUCCACCCUUGGAGACAGAACACCACCUGCAGACUCGACUGUCCCGCAAACAGCCAUUACGAGCUGUGUGGCACUGACUGUGGCCACAUCUGUGCCAGCAGUGUCGAUGCCACCUGUGAGCAGGUUUGCUCUGAGGGAUGUUUCUGUAAUGAAGGCUUUCUCCGGAGUGGGACAAGAUGUGUCCCAGUGGAAAGCUGUGGCUGUCUAUAUGACGGGUUCUACUAUAAUGCUGGUGAGUCCUUCUGGACAGAGCGUUGCUCCCAGCGAUGUGAAUGCCAUGCUCCCAAUGACCUUCGCUGUUCUGCGGCAUCUUGCACUCAUGCACAAGAGUGCACCAUCAGAAAUGGCCAGCUGGGAUGUUUUGACGAUAUGUCUACGUGCACUGUGUGGGGCGACCCACACUACAUCACCUUUGAUGGGGUACUGGCCCAUUUCCAGGGCACGUGCUCUUACAUCAUAACUGAAAGCUUGAACCACGGCAUCAAUGAAACACAGUUCCAGGUAGUAGCCACCAACAAUCAUCGCGGCAGCAAACAUGUAUCGUUUGUGUCAGAAGUGGAUGUUUACCUAUCACAUCAAUCAGAGGAUGUGCAUGUAUGGAUUGGACCCAAUAAAAGAGUAAAGGUAAAUGGAGGUGAGGUGUCUCUUCCUACCGCUGUUGGAACUUUAGCUCAGCUAGUAAGACAAGGAAGUUACAUCGUGCUUGAGGCUAUGGACUUGAAAGUUCACUUUGACGGUCAAAGCACCUUACUGGUCCGAGUGGGCCAGUACCGUCAAAAUCGAGUCAGAGGCAUGUGUGGAAACUUCAACAGCGAUCCUUCCGAUGACAAAGUUUUGUCCAAUGGCACAUUGGCACAGAAUGACAAUCAGUUUGGACACAGCUGGACGUCAUCCACAAGCCAACCAGGAUGCGGAUCCACUGAUGAAGACAGUAGCGACGGAUUGAGCAACUGUCGUUUUCUGAGAGAAUACUCAGAGCUUUGUAGUGUCAUCACCAACAGUAGCGGUCCCUUCAGUGCCUGUCACGUGCACUCUGAUCCACAGCCAUUUUUCAGUUCCUGCGUCUAUGACCUCUGCCUUUACACUCCAGUCAAUGGCAUGCUAUGUUCUGCAGUUUCCGCCUACGAGAGCACCUGCUCUGUUUUGGGGUUAAGUGUCCCUGAAUGGGGCUCUGCUUUGCAGUGUGCUGAGUCAGACCCCUGUGAGCAGCUGGACUGCACAGAGUACGAGUGGUGCGGUGAGAAGGACGGUGUGUACGGCUGCUUCUGUGAUGAGCGCCACCAUCGUUCCAACAACGAGAGCUACGACUCGUCCAUCACUUGUCACAGUAGUUCGGGCACCAUGUCUGUGUCUCGAUGCCAACUGUUUGAAGACGGAUUCCCCUCCAGUUCCCUCCACCUCCGAGAUGCCUCGUGCAACGGGACUCUCCAGGGCGGACGACUGGUGUUCCAAUUUGACAAUAAGGACCAGCAUUGUGGGACAUCUCUCAGGAGCAACGGAACCCAUUUCUUCUAUGAGAACACCAUCCAGGGUGCUGUGGACCCUCAUAAAGGUCUAAUCAACCACCAGGUGACCAUUCAGUUGGGUUUCUGCUGUGAAUACCCUCUGACCCACUCCGUGUCCAUGGACGUGGCCAUCAACCCUGUAGAGAGCAUUGUGAGAAAGAAGCUUCCUAUGGGCCAUGGACAGUAUCAUGUGAGAAUGAUCCCUUACCAGGAUGCUGGCUUCCUCUUCCCCUUGGCCAGUAACGGGAACAUAGACAUGGAAAUAGACCAAAGGAUGUAUGUGGAGAUCCGGACAGAAGGAGUCGAUGGAAGUCAGAUCACCACCAUUGUGGACUCUUGUUGGGCCACGCCAGUCAAUAACGAGAGCUACCCUGUCCGCUGGGAUCUCAUAAGCGCAGAGUAAACAAGCCUUUGCAACUUCAUGCAGACUAGCACGCUGAUCACCGGUUAUUUCACAACGCAGCUCUGUUUAUUUCAUAGCCGGUUACAUCGUCACUUCUUUCUCCCUCCAGGUGUCCUAACCCAGCGGAUGGGACGGUAGAGCUAUUUGCUAACGGCAUCUCCAACGCGGCCCGAUUCUCCUUCAGGACGUUCACCUUCAUCAACUUUUCAUCAAUCCACCUGCACUGCCAGGUCCACCUGUGUCUUCUGACAAAUGGCGACUGCACAGCUCACUGCCAGCCUGGAGACCACGGGCGAGUUCGGAGAGAUGUGUCCCAGGAUGCCAUCACGGGCAUCUCGCUCGGACCCUUCACCAUGGCGCCACACAGGAAAGCCAGAAUGGUGAAUCCGAGCAGCGCAUGAGGCCAGUUGACCACGCUGGUGACUCCGCUCGUCAGUUUGCUGGCAGUCAAAUCUCUGGUGAAGGGUGCUCAAAUAUGAUCCAUAUACUAAAACCAAUUAACAUAGAUUUGCUUUUGCAUUGUAUUUUUAUUUCAGAGGUCCUUUCCUGGUCUUGAACGCUGUCUUUGUGGUCAGGUGAAAAAGUAAUUUAUCUUUGUAACGCUAGAGGACGCCAAUGUGCUACAUUCUGAAGCUGAAGUCCUUUUCUGUAGUUUCUUCCACCAUAUCAGAUGUUCAUCCAGUGUAUCCU
Pungitius pungitius (ninespine stickleback) is the source of this 10974-nucleotide messenger RNA. Its product is annotated as IgGFc-binding protein-like. Bases 1 to 10284 code for a protein of 3427 amino acids. Gene Ontology annotation, molecular function: protein binding. The record is from RefSeq and is a predicted model, not a curated record. The transcript is spliced from 34 exons. NCBI's taxonomy places the organism in Eukaryota, Metazoa, Chordata, Actinopteri, Perciformes, Gasterosteidae. Gene Ontology annotation, biological process: cell-matrix adhesion.